Molecule: messenger RNA, 2366 nt
Organism: Chironomus riparius
Lineage: Eukaryota; Metazoa; Arthropoda; Insecta; Diptera; Chironomidae
Source: the annotation of a GenBank genome assembly
AAAACUCAUGAGUUUUCUUGUAAAAAAGUUUAAUUCAAAAUAUUCAGUGAAAAGCGAGUCCAAAAAUUAAUUAAAGUAUGCUGCACAAAUAACUUGAAUAGUGCUGCUUGUUUUAAAAUAAAAGAAUAGUUAAAAUUAUAGCAGAUACAGUGAAAAAAUACAAAAAAAUAAACAAUUUAAAGUGCGUAACUAUUUAUAAUAAAUAUCAGACAAAGAGAGAAAGAGAGAGCGCAGUUAAAUUAAUUAAAUAGGAGCAUGGCUGAUGUAUUUCAAUUUGAAGAUGACAACCAUACUGAUGGGAAUUUCGACAACGAUGAUAAUGAUGAAAUUAUCUUAGAUGAUAUGGAUCUUGAGACAGAAUUAAAUGCCAAUAAAAACAUGGACCUAGAAGAAACUGAUACUAUUGAGCUUAAUGAAGAUAUUGUAAAUCCAGGUAGAAAAUUAGGUCCACAGGAUUUUGAGCUGAAGAAAGUUUUAGGAAAAGGAGGAUAUGGCAAAGUAUUUCAAGUCAAAAAAGUGACUGGAAAUGACGGAGGAUCUUACUUUGCCAUGAAGGUCCUUAAAAAGGCAUCGAUUGUUAGAAAUCAAAAAGACACUGCUCAUACUCGAGCUGAAAGGAAUAUUCUUGAAGCAGUGAAACAUCCUUUUAUCGUAGAGCUAGUUUAUGCAUUUCAAACUGGUGGAAAAUUAUAUUUAAUCUUAGAAUAUCUUAGUGGAGGUGAACUGUUUAUGCAUUUAGAACGUGAAGGAAUUUUUCUCGAAGAUACGACAUGCUUUUAUUUAAAUGAAAUUGUGCUUGCUUUGGAACAUUUGCAUUCUCUUGGAAUUAUAUAUCGCGAUCUUAAGCCUGAAAAUGUUUUGCUUGAUGCACAAGGUCAUGUAAAAUUGACUGAUUUCGGACUUUGUAAAGAGCAUAUUCACGAAGGAAUUACGGCCUGGACUUUUUGUGGAACAAUAGAAUACAUGGCGCCUGAAAUUUUAACACGUUCAGGUCAUGGGAAGGCAGUCGACUGGUGGAGUCUUGGUGCUUUGAUGUAUGACAUGUUGACUGGAAAUCCACCAUUUAGUGCUGAGAACAGAAAGAAGACUAUCGAAACUAUUUUAAAAGGAAAACUCAAUCUUCCAGCUUAUUUAACACCAGAUGCACGCGAUUUAAUUAGGCGCCUAAUGAAAAGACAAGUAUCGCAACGCUUAGGAAGCGGAGCUGGUGAUGGUUUAGAAGUACGUUCUCAUCCAUUCUUUAAAAAUGUGAAUUGGAAAGAUGUGUUUGAAAGACGAUUAGAGCCACCAAUUAAACCUGUUUUGCGAAGUGAAGAUGAUGUAUCCCAAUUCGAUACAAAAUUCACAAAACAGAUACCUGUUGAUAGUCCUGAGGAAUCGACAUUAAGCGAGAGUGCUAAUAUGAUGUUUCAGGGAUUCACAUAUGUAGCACCAUCAGUUUUAGAGGAAAUUAAUCACCCGAGAGUGAUAACAGCGCGUAGUCCACGUAGAACGCCAAGACAUAGAGAAGAUCACAUGAGCCUUAGAGUUUUUCCAGGAGCAUCAACGUCCUCAAUCGCUGGAAUAUCAAAUCAUCCUCAACAUUUUUAUCCAAAUUCGUCACAUAAUAAUAACUCAAUUCAUCCACGAGUUAAUCCUCAAUUUGUAGCCAGUCACCUUCAGGGCUUUAGCAACACACCAACAUCUGAUGAUGCGAUGAUGAUGGAUAUAAAAGGGAAGAAAUGAUAAGAUGAUGUCUCGGCAUCCGGAUUUUUUGUUUUAAUUUACCUACACACACACCCACAAACAAACAAACAAACAAUCAAUCAAUCAAAAUAUAAAAGAUCGAGUAAAUUUUCGAUAAGUAAGGAAUAAGGAGUAAGGAUAACAAUAUGAUGAAUGAAGGAUAUACAGCUGAUCGCUCGUAGAUAGAAGAAAAAUAAUUAAGCCAUACAUAACACCAUCAUAUUUCACGAAUUUAUUGAAGAACGUAGCAGAAGAGAAAUCCCAAUUUACCCAUAUUAGAUAAAUAUUGCUUUAUUAUAAGUUUAAUUAAACAAAGGAGGAGAAGAAGAAUAUUAAAAUUGAAGGCAUGUAUCAGAGUAAUACAAUUUAAUAUAUAUUUUUUAAAUAGCCAAAGCACAAAGAAUGGUCGGAGAGAUUAAAUGAAUACAGUUGAAAGUAUACUCGAUCUUACCUAGAUAAUUUCAUUGUGCGUAAGCAUUGAUAUCUCAAUGAAUUAGUCUUAUAUGACUUCCAUCAUUGACUAUUUGAUUACGAGUCGUUUACUUGUAAUGUCCAAUACAACGUUUUAUGAAUUUGUCAAUAACUUUUAAAUGUUGUUGCUUAAAGUUAAAAGUUCAUGAUUGGAUUGUCAAUGCUUGCGC